Molecule: messenger RNA, 1729 nt
Organism: Trichoderma harzianum CBS 226.95
Lineage: Eukaryota; Fungi; Ascomycota; Sordariomycetes; Hypocreales; Hypocreaceae
Exons: 2
Coding region: 173-1474 (433 amino acids)
Molecular function (GO): protein binding
Source: RefSeq, a predicted model, not a curated record
AGCUUCCAAGUGCAGCUCUGACUUUACAACUCUAUUUUGUUUGACUCUGCUUUUGCUGCAGGAUGACAGCAUCCUCAUUAUAAUUACCACAACUAUUUUAGCAAUCCUGCUCCAGGCAAAUAGUCGCAAUUACCUUGGUCGCCGAAGCUAAGCGGCCGCCGUCAGUCGAGCCAUGUUCGAAAACACCUGCACACUCCCGCUUCACGCGGAUAUUUUCACCACAGCGCUGCACCCGACAGAGCCUCUAUUGACUGUCGGCCUGUCCAACGGCCUUGUCGAAACUUUUCGAUUGCCAUCUAGCAAUUCCUCAGACGACGAUGCCGAUGGAGACUCGAGCGUGCUCAGCGACGGUAGAUCGACGAUUAACUCGGUUUGGAAGACCAAGAGGCACAAGGGAAGCUGUCGCUGUCUGGCCAACUCCCACGAUGGACAAUACCAGUACUCCGCCGGCACGGACGCACUGAUCAAGCACUACGAUACUGCUACGGGCAAAGUCAUUUCAAAGUUUGCCAUCCCGACCAAUACCUCGCGGCCCGACGGCCCAGCAUUGCUACACGUGCUUAACCCGAUGAGCCUCCUUCUUGCUACGGAUACCGGUGCUCUACACAUUGUCGAUUUGCGCGACGGCGCUCUAGGUAAAAAGCCUGCGCAAACGCACUAUCCUCAUUCCGACUACGUCUCGUCCAUUACGCCCCUCCCGCCUUCGGAAGAAAGCACCAGCGGCUUUCCCAAGCAAUGGGUUAGCACUGGUGGAACGACACUAGCUGUUACAGACGUCCGACGAGGAGUGCUUGUACGAAGUGAGGAUCAAGAGGACGAACUUCUGAGCUCUUGCUUCGUGCCUGGCUUGGGGCCCAAGAAGAACAGAAACAAUGGUGUCAUGGUGGUUGGAUCUGGAUCCGGCGUGUUGACCAUGUGGGACAAAGGAGCUUGGGAUGACCAGCAAGAACGUAUCAUUGUGGAUCCGGCAAAGUCUGGAGGAGAAAGCAUAGACGCUGUCGUCAUGGUACCCAAGGAGCUGGGAGUGGGCAAGAAGGUGGUUUGCGGCGUUGGCGAUGGUAGUCUGAGAAUCGUCGACCUUGUGCGGAGAGAGGUGGAUACAACCCUCAAUCUGAGGCACGACGAUAUGGAGGGCGUGGUCUCCCUAGGAUUCGACUCGGAGAACCGUCUAAUUAGCGCUGGCGGUCGAACAGUCAAGAUUUGGGAGGAACUAUCAGCGCUUCAGGGCGGCGACAGUAAUAGUGAGGAAGACGAUGAUGAGGACGAUGACGAUGACGACAACGAGGAUGAUGAUUCGGAUGAUGAAGAAGAAAAGCCAAACGGCAAACGCGCUGCUGAGAGCGACAGCGACGAUGAUAGUGAUGAUGGAGUGGAAGAGAUGAAGCAACGGGCCAAGAGACGAAAGGAGAUGCAGCAGCAAAAGCUGGGCCCCAUGGGCGCUCACGGCAUCUUGGGCUUUGAUGGUCUAGAUUAAGAGAAAACUGUACGGUUUACUGCCCUAGUGAUGGGCAAGGGUUUCGGGGGGGAAGGUCUGUGUUACCUUGGUUUGUGAUACCUUGAGGGCUCGAGGGAUCGAGCAGAGCUCACAUGAUUUAUAUAACGAUAGCAUUGCAUAUCUAGGUGUGCUCGACGAAUGGUUAUUGUUGAAACGAAUCCCUUCGAUUCGUUUCUUUUCCACCCAAUCUGAUCUGACUAAAUACCUAAAUUGAGUUAAUAGCCCAAAACCUCG